Molecule: messenger RNA, 2223 nt
Organism: Nicrophorus vespilloides
Lineage: Eukaryota; Metazoa; Arthropoda; Insecta; Coleoptera; Silphidae
Product: synaptotagmin-5
Exons: 8
Coding region: 345-1925 (526 amino acids)
Biological process (GO): regulation of calcium ion-dependent exocytosis; cellular response to calcium ion; regulation of dopamine secretion
Molecular function (GO): SNARE binding; phosphatidylserine binding; calcium ion binding
Source: RefSeq, a predicted model, not a curated record
CGAGGGGCGGCGCGCCUGCGCUUCUGGGGGCGGCGGUCGCGUUUUGUGGCUCCAGCUCUACUCUGACCGUAUCUGGCCAGAAGAGCCAUCGCGUCCAAAAGUCGCGACAUCAGCACCGCACAAUGUAAAUGACAACGGCAACUCUGAUAGCAAGUCAAUAUUGCUAAAUAGAAAAACAUCCACACCGCAUUUGCAGGAAAAAACAAACGGGGCCGAGAAAGUGAAAUAAUCAUGCAUUGCCCGCCGCCACCAUCUACUAUGACGACAAUAGUGUCCGACUGAAAGCGUCGUAUAUCAAAACAAUCUGGUGUAGUGCAUUUCCAUUGCUCGAGAAGAAAACUAUUAUGGAGGACUCCGACGUCGAUCGUUUGACUUUAGUACUCGGCGUGAUCCUCGCAUCAAUAGUGAUAGCCUAUGUGAGCUACAGGUUCGGCCUCAUUUCGAUGUUGCUGACCUGGAUCCAGGCUAUCGGGCAAGAAAAAGUCAAUUUUACUCGACUGAAGGAGUAUUUUAACGGGAACGGUUACAUAGUUCACUCGGAUUCGGACAUUCAGAUAGGACCAAGCGGCAGUUUCAAGCGGUUCGAUUCUGUGGACAAAGACAUUAAGAUUGCCACGUCGAAUUUCGGAGGUGGAGGAGGAGGCGGCGUCGUCGAUGGAAACGGGAGCGACUCGGAGGCUGAUGCUAUUCCGCCGCAGCCGUUGAGGCCAGCUCCCGCAGCCCCACUUCCAUCAUCGCAAACCGCUGAAAGCCAAUCGCAAUUAUCUCUAAUCGAAACUGUGUUUUUUCGUAGGGAAAGCGCGUCGAAAAGCAGCACAUCGAUCAAGCCUCUGCCGCGACCCGUACUCUCCGCCAACUUUCUGGCUACCAGAAGGUGCAUCGCUUACGGAUCGCCGCCUCCUAUCGCCGGCCCAGGUGGUGGCGGCGGCUGGGAAUCAUCGCCGCAGCCGCCGCCUCCUCAUCCACCUCCUCCUUCUUCGCCACCAGUCGAUGCGAGCGGCUCCAACGAGACCAUUGCCAUUCUGGAUCGCCUUCAGGCCGAAUCCACUCUGCUCAAUAUGGCCUUGGCCGUGGACGCCGAGGAACCAGAUACUUCAUCCCCGAGGACGCACCACGUGUCUGGGCAUUUAUGCAUUAGUUUAGAAUACGAUAACGAACGCAGCGAGAUGAUCGCCAACAUACUUGAGGCGCACGAUCUAGUGAAUCCAUUUGGGCUGUGCGAGCCGGUCAACUCCUGCAUCAAAAUAUUCUUGUUACCUGAUGUUAGUAUUAGCGUGCAGACCAAAGUGUGCGAGGACUCCAGCAAUCCCACCUACAAGGAGAGAGUAGUCUUCUCUAUGGAUCCUGGAAACUCGAUAUACACGGCGCUGCUCUUCCAGAUCUACACCGUUAACGUGUACUCGGACUCGCUCAUUGGGGAAGGCGAGCUUAGCCUUCUCGACUUUAACAUCAAGCAACCGUCGACCACUUGGGUCACAAUCACAGAUUGCGGACAAGAGACCGGCUAUGGCGAAUUGAUGAUCUCACUGAGCUACCUUCCGACUGCCGAGAGAUUGACCGUGGUGAUAAUCAAAGGUCGAAACUUUAGCUUCUGCAACUCCAUCAAAACUGGAAAUUCUUUCGUAAAACUAUCGAUAACGCAGACCGGAAAUCGGAUCCACAAGCAGAAAACACCCGUGAAGUACGGUGAGCACAGCCCUAUCUUCAACGAACUGAUGAUCUUCCAUCUGCCAAUCUAUUCAUUACAGGGAAUCAAACUGGAUUUCACGAUAGCGGAGGCGUCCGGUAGUGGCGAGAAGGUCUGCACGAUAGGUCACGUAAGCAUUGGACCGGAAACGUACGGUCGUUCUUUGAACCAUUGGAACCAGAUGCUGGCUUCGAUGCGUAAGCCAAUAGCGAUGUGGCAUUCCGUCUCGAAUCCAUGAACGAUACCAAUCAAAAAUUGUACAUAAUACUCCACCACACUCUAUUGAUAAUCAACGUAGUAGGCAAAGUUCUUUGGUUCUUUUGUUCUCUGGUGGCACUAGCACCAUGUAAUAUGUGUAUACCCGAAAACCUACUUCCAUUCAUGUGAUAAACGGCCUUUUCUCGUUCAUUUAAACCUUUAAAAAUAUAAUAAAUAAAUGUGUACAUUAUAUCUAUUUCCAAUAUAAAAUGUAAUUUUAAAGGAGCCUAAAUACUGUCGUAAGGCUCUAAUCUAAGUAAGAUACGAUUACUGUAUUU